This is a messenger RNA of Doryrhamphus excisus (bluestripe pipefish), 2583 nucleotides long. RefSeq names its product transcriptional adaptor 2B (gene tada2b). Lineage: Eukaryota; Metazoa; Chordata; Actinopteri; Syngnathiformes; Syngnathidae. Gene Ontology annotation, molecular function: chromatin binding; zinc ion binding; transcription coactivator activity. Gene Ontology annotation, cellular component: SAGA-type complex; nucleus. Gene Ontology annotation, biological process: chromatin remodeling; regulation of transcription by RNA polymerase II. The record is from RefSeq and is a predicted model, not a curated record.
CAAGAAGCUCGAGCCAGCCAACAUGGCCGACCUGGGAAAGAAGUACUGCGUGAACUGUCUGGCAGACGUUACAAAUCUCCGGCUUCGUUGCACCGACUGCCCCGAUAUCGAGCUGUGUCCAGAGUGUUUCUCGGCCGGCGCUGAGAUUGGCAACCACCGGCGAUGGCACGGCUACCAGCAAGUCGACGGCGGUCGGUUCUCUCUCUGGGGUACUGAGGCGCAGGGAGGAUGGACGAGCAGGGAAGAGCAGUCGCUCCUCGAUGCCAUCGAGCAGUACGGCUUUGGAAACUGGGAGGACAUGGCUGCUCACGUUGGAGCCAGCCGGACUCCACAGGAAGUCAUGGAGCACUACGUGACCAUGUAUAUCCACGGCAACCUGGGAAAGGCCUGCAUCCCCGACAGCAUCCCCAACCGGGUGACUGACCACACAUGCCCAAGUGGGGGGCCACUGUCACCCAGCCUCACAACCCCGCUACCCCCGCUGGACAUCAGCCUGGCCGAGCAGCAGCAGCUGGGCUACAUGCCGCUGCGGGACGACUACGAGAUUGAGUACGACCAGGAUGCAGAGAAGCUCAUCAGCGGGCUGUCGGUUAACUACGACGACGAGGACGUGGAGAUUGAGAUGAAGCGCGCCCAUGUAGACAUGUAUGUGCGUAAGCUACGUGAGCGGCAGCGGCGGAAGAACAUUGCCCGGGACUACAACCUGGUACCUGCCUUCCUGGGGCGGGACAAGAAAGAGACGCGAGACAAAGACAAAGUGGGUCCACUGGGAGUUGUCGGAACGGCUUGUGGGGGGAUUGGAGCGGGUGCUGGCGGCGCCACCAUUGGACCUGGUUCCACGACGGCAGUCGGUACGUGUCCAGUCCCCACCACGCCCAAAAGGAAAAUCACCAAGGAGGAAAAGGAUCAAAGGGUGCGCCUACGGGGGCUCUGCCAGUUCAUGGCCCACCGAGAAGUCGAGGAUCUUUUUGAGAACAUGUACAAGGAGCGUGCACUGAGGGCCAAAGUUCGUGAGCUGCAGCGAUACCGCCGCAACGGCAUCACCCGCCUGGAUGAGUCUGCUGAGUAUGAGGCAGCACGUCACAAACGUGAGAAACGCAAGGAGAACAAAAGCGUUGCCAUCUCCAAGCGGGGAGGUGGAUUGGGACUCGGCGGGGCAGGAGGGAGCGCUGUCGGAGGACUCGGUGUUGGCUGUGUGAUCAAAGAGGAAGGAAAAGAAGGCGAGUUUGCCGCCAUCGAGAACCUGACAGGUUUCGAGCUUCUCUCUGACCGUGAGAAGGUCCUGUGUAACUCUCUCAACCUGAGCCCGGCUCGCUACCUGACGGUCAAGACCAUCAUCAUCAAGGACCACCUGCAAAAGAGGCAGGGCAUCCCCGCCAAGAGCCGACUGCCUAGCUACCUGGACAAGGUGCUCAGAAAACGCAUCGUCACCUUCCUCACAGAGAGUGGUUGGAUAUCCAGAGAUGCGGCUUAAACUACUGACUUGUGGCCAUAUGAAUGUGUGCAGUUGAUCCCUUUUAUUCUUGGGGUUACUUUCCUAGAUGCCACGCAAAUAGCGGAAAUAUCACAAAAAAUUGAUAAUGUAAAAAGCUGUAAAAAUGACACUAAAGUUAAACUAUUUUUGCUUAUUUUUUUAUACAUUUACACAAAGAAACUAUUACGUGCAUACAGUAUUUGCAAAACAUGCAGUUACACAACAUCACGUCUUGCUAAAGCAUCUUCCUGCUGGAAAAAAAAGGGACUUUUGAGAUGGCACCCUCUGCUGGACUCAGGGAUGCAGCACACUUCCCCUCUGCAGAUAAUGCCAUCAAACUACAUUCUAUUUAAGUUAGCAUUGUAAUAACUCAAGCAGAUACAUGGUGUCCUGCAAAUGUGGACGUGGGAGUGGGUGUGUGCAGAACCACAAAUAGACGGAGAUGUACUGUACAGUAAAGGAAAUGGUGCAAAUGAGCCUUAUUUGUGUGGAUUGCCAGUAUUUUGUGUCGCCAAUGUGUGUGUUGUCAUGUGUCUCUGCCAUAUCGAGUUACAAUUUGACUUGGCACAUGUUCACGAGAGCUCAACACGCCUCACCACUAUGAUGAUUCAUUGUUGAAGGAGCAGCUGUACCCUUAUUAACAGUGCAAACACCACAUAGUCUCCCCAUAUAUAAAGACUCGCAACCGGUUUAAAUCCGUAAGUAAACAAAAGAAAACAGAAGUAAAUUAUUUUCAAUGCACUUUUGGUAGAGGCUGAGUGCUGCUUUUUAGCAUCAAGCUAGUUGAAAUUUGUCUUUAGGCUCAACCAGGCAUGUUGUAGUCCCUGUAAACUGUCAUAGCUGUGGAAUGUGAUGUCACUGUCCAAGAUCGUUCUUAAUUUGGCUUUUACUCCAAUUUGCAUCCGCAGGUGAAGAUUGCUCUAGUCAUCUUAAUUGUCGUCACUUUGCAAACGUCACUUUGUCCUUAUAUUUUGAAUCUGAAAGUACUUCUGAUGGUCUGGUUACCUAAUCCACCCAUAUGUAAGUUUGAUUUUUUAAAAUUACAUAACUAGUCACCUGUACAGAAUUGUAUGGAAAACCUUUUUUUAAUUAAAACAAAUUUUGUACUG